Messenger RNA from Loxodonta africana (African savanna elephant), 1209 nucleotides. RefSeq names its product LIM homeobox 5 (gene LHX5). The record is from RefSeq and is a predicted model, not a curated record. The transcript is spliced from 5 exons. Gene Ontology annotation, molecular function: zinc ion binding; RNA polymerase II transcription regulatory region sequence-specific DNA binding; DNA-binding transcription factor activity, RNA polymerase II-specific. Gene Ontology annotation, cellular component: nucleus. Gene Ontology annotation, biological process: neuron differentiation; regulation of transcription by RNA polymerase II. Lineage: Eukaryota; Metazoa; Chordata; Mammalia; Proboscidea; Elephantidae. The coding region runs from base 1 to 1209 and encodes 402 amino acids.
AUGAUGGUGCACUGUGCCGGGUGCGAGCGGCCCAUCCUCGACCGCUUUCUGCUGAACGUGCUGGACCGCGCGUGGCACAUCAAAUGCGUUCAGUGCUGCGAGUGCAAGACCAAUCUUUCGGAGAAGUGCUUCUCGCGCGAGGGCAAGCUCUACUGCAAAAAUGACUUCUUCAGGCGCUUCGGCACCAAGUGUGCGGGCUGCGCACAAGGCAUCUCACCGAGCGACCUGGUGCGGAAGGCCCGCAGCAAAGUCUUCCACCUCAACUGCUUCACCUGCAUGGUCUGCAACAAGCAGCUGUCCACGGGCGAGGAGCUCUACGUCAUCGACGAGAACAAGUUCGUGUGCAAGGACGACUACCUGAGCUCAUCCAGCCUCAAGGAGGGCAGCCUCAACUCAGUGUCAUCCUGUACGGACCGCAGUUUGUCCCCGGACCUCCAGGACCCACUCCAGGACGACCCCAAGGAAACGGACAACUCGACUUCGUCCGACAAGGAGACAGCCAACAACGAGAACGAAGAGCAGAACUCCGGCACCAAGCGGCGCGGCCCGCGCACCACGAUCAAAGCCAAGCAGCUGGAGACGCUCAAGGCCGCCUUCGCCGCCACGCCCAAGCCUACGCGCCACAUUCGCGAGCAGCUGGCGCAGGAGACCGGCCUCAACAUGCGUGUCAUUCAGGUGUGGUUCCAGAACCGACGGUCCAAAGAACGCCGGAUGAAACAGCUGAGCGCCCUGGGCGCCCGGAGACACGCCUUCUUCCGGAGUCCUCGGCGCAUGCGUCCGCUGGGUGGCCGCUUGGACGAGUCUGAAAUGUUGGGGUCCACUCCGUACACCUACUACGGAGACUACCAAGGCGACUACUACGGGCCGGGAGGCAACUACGACUUCUUCGCGCAUGGCCCGCCUUCGCAGGCGCAGUCCCCGGCCGACUCGAGCUUCCUGGCCGCCUCCGGGCCCGGCUCGACGCCCCUGGGCGCGCUGGAGCCGCCGCUCGCAGGCCCGCACGCCGCCGACAACCCCAGGUUCACCGACAUGAUCUCGCACCCGGACACGCCGAGCCCGGAGCCGGGCCUGCCGGGCGCGCUGCACCCCAUGCCCGGCGAAGUCUUCAGCGGCGGGCCCAGCCCGCCCUUCCCCAUGAGCGGCACCAGCGGCUACAGCGGACCCCUGUCACACCCCAACCCCGAGCUCAAUGAGGCCGCCGUUUGGUAA